AGCUUAGCUAGUUGGGCAAAUCACAGCUCACAACAAGUGAAAGUGAGAGAAUAAUUCUUUUCUUGAGCUGGCUAAUACUGUUUCAAGCCUUGAGACUCUGCUUUUCUCAGUUCACUGAUUAUGUGAGACCUCUUCCGAGAUCAUAAUUCAUAUAUAUAUAUAUAUAUUUGAACAUACACACACACAAAUGACCCUUUUAACUGUUCUUAAUUUGGCUUUCACUUUGGAAGUCUAGAACAGAUGUUGGGUUGAGCUGAAGAAUCAACUAGUUUUACUAUAGAAGCUCUUUCAGCCAUGAAGGUCUUCUUCUGGGUCAACAGGCCUAGCCAUGGUCUUGUAUGCUUGAUUUUCAGUUUGUGGGCAUCUGUACAAGUAAUGGGUGCGACUCACAAUUCUACUGUUCCUUCUUCUUCAAAUCAAAUUGUUGGUACUGGAAAUAGUAGUGUUUCUUCUUCUUCUUCAAAUCCAAUGGCUGGUACUGGAAAUAGUAGUGUUUCUUCUUCUUCAAGACCGAGUGUUGUGAAUAUUGGAGCUUUGUUCACUUACAACUCGGUUAUUGGAAGGUCGGCUAAACCAGCGAUAUUAGCUGCCAUUGAGGAUGUAAAUUCUGAUCCAAGCAUCCUUCGUGGAACGAAGUUGAAUGCUGUUUUUCAAGAUACCAACUGUAGUCAAUUUCUUGGAACUAUUGAAGCUUUGGAGCUCAUUCAACAUGAUGUUGUUGCUGCAAUUGGCCCACAGUCCUCUGGGAUUUCUCAUGUCAUGUCCCAUGUUAUAAAUGAACUCCAUGUACCUCUUCUGUCAUUUGGAUCGACAGACCCUACUCUUUCUUCAAUGCAGUAUGCAUAUUUUGUUCGUACUACACAGAAUGACUACUUCCAGAUGUAUGCAGUAGCUGAUUUGGUGGAUUAUCAUCAAUGGAGAGAAGUAAUUGCCAUAUAUGUUGAUGAUGAUUAUGGCAGAAAUGGGAUUUCUGUAUUGGGUGAUGCCUUGGCAAAGAAGCGUGGAAAAAUCUCUUACAAGGCUGCUUUUUCUCCUGGAGCCUCAAAAAGUGAUAUCCAUGACUUGUUACUUGGUGUAAACCUCAUGGAAUCCCGGGUGUAUGUUGUACAUGUUAACCCUGACUCUGGCUUGAAUGUUUUUUCUGUUGCUAAGUCUAUAGGGAUGAUGGGCACUGGCUAUGUUUGGAUUGCAACAGACUGGCUUCCUUCUCAUCUGGAUACAUUACAACUACCUGACCCUAACAUAAUGAAUUUUUUACAAGGGGUUGUUGCUCUUCGCCAUUACACACCAGAUACUGAUCUUAAGAAAAAGUUUAUGUCUAGGUGGGACAAACUAAAACAUGAUGGAAUUUCAGGUUUCAAUUCUUAUGCUCUUUAUGCCUAUGAUUCAGUUUGGUUAGCAGCCCGUGCACUUGAUGUAUUUUUUAAUGAAGGUGGGAAAAUAUCAUUCUCUAAAGACCCACAAUUGCUAGACACAAACAGAAGCACUCUGCGCUUAUCAUCACUCCACAUCUUUGAUGGAGGCUCCCAAUAUCUAAAGACUAUCCUUAGAAUGAACUUCACAGGUGCGAGUGGCAGGAUUCAAUUUGAUACGGAUAAAAACUUAGUUCAUCCGGCAUAUGAUAUUCUAAACAUUGAUGGAACUGGUACUCGUAGGGUUGGUUAUUGGACAAAUUAUUCUGGUCUGUCAAUUGUCACUCCAGAGAUCGUAUAUUCAACGCCUCCCAAUAUUUCUACCAGCAAUCAACAUCUUUACAGCAUUAUAUGGCCAGGAGAAACAGCAAAGACGCCUCGAGGAUGGAUAUUUCCCAACAAUGGAAAGCCACUGCGAAUUGCAGUGCCUAAUCGAGUUAGUUACAAAGAUUUUGUGGCUAUAGACAAGAACCCUCCGGGGGUUAGAGGAUUCUGCAUCGAUAUCUUUGAAGCUGCCAUAACGUUAUUGCCUUAUGCUGUGCCACGGCAAUAUGUGCUGUUUGGAAAGGGUGAGAGGAAUCCUGAGUACUCAGAACUUGUACGUAUGGUUGCAGAAAAUAAAUAUGAUGCUGCUGUUGGGGAUAUUACAAUUACUACAAAUAGAACAAGGAUUGUUGAUUUUACGCAGCCUUACUUGGAAUCAGGACUUGUUGUAGUUGCUCCUGUCAAAGAGGCAAAGACAAGUCCAUGGGCUUUCCUCAAGCCAUUUACUUUGCCAAUGUGGAUUGUUACUGGUGGCUUCUUUCUCUUUGUGGGUGCUGUUGUCUGGAUUCUUGAGCAUAGGUCUAAUCACGAGUUUCGUGGUCCACCGAGAAAACAACUCAUGACAAUUUUUUGGUUUAGUUUCUCAACGAUGUUUUUCUCACACAGAGAGAACACCGUUAGUACGCUGGGGCGUUUGGUACUCAUCAUAUGGCUUUUUGUGGUGUUGAUUAUCAACUCAAGUUACACAGCUAGUUUGACAUCAAUCCUCACAGUGCAACAGCUGACAUCAAGAAUUGAAGGGAUAGACUCCUUGAUAUCGAGUAAUGAUCCUAUUGGCGUUCAAGAUGGAUCAUUCGCUUGGAAGUAUCUCACUAAUGAGCUCAACAUUGCAGAAUCUAGACUUGUCAAUUUAAAAGACCAGGAAGCAUACAGUUAUGCUCUUAGGCUUGGGCCAAAAGUUACUGGUGGAGUAGGUGCCAUUGUGGACGAGCUUCCAUACGUUGAGGCCUUCUUGGCCAGUACCAAGUGUCAAUACAGAGCUGUAGGGCAGGAGUUUACAAAAAGUGGAUGGGGAUUUGCAUUUCCAAGGGACUCUCCUCUUGCAGUUGACCUAUCUACUGCCAUUCUUCAACUCUCCGAGAAUGGUGAUCUCCAGAAAAUUCGUAAGAAAUGGCUUCAAACAGAGGAGUGCACGAUGAACCCCGAUGAUACAGAUGCUAACCGACUAUCUCUCACUAGCUUCUGGGGCUUGUUUCUUAUCUCCGGGGUGGCCUGCUUCAUUGCUCUUACUGCAUUCGCCUUCAAAAUCUGUUGUCAGUACCGAAAAUUUGUCCCUGAGGGUGAUGUAGGUCCGGAAGAGGUUGUGCCUGGAACUCCAAGACGGACAAUUCGAGCAACUAGUUUCAAGAACUUGAUUGAUUUUGUAGAUAAAAAAGAAGCAGAGAUUAAGCAGAUUCUCAAGCGAAAUCGCAGUGACCAAAAUCAUGCUAGUCCAAGCUCCGAAGUGCACUUCAAUUCAGCUCCCUAAGUAAAUCUUGGGUUGCCAAUUCUCUUCAAGGCCAAUACGCCGUUUGAACAAAUCUCGUUAUACUGUUAUACAUGCUUGAUCCUUCCCCUGAUACAAUUAGGCUGAUAGAAUAAAACUGUUAUACUGAGAGAGGAACUUAAAAGCUUUGAAAUCCCAGUUCAGGACCAUUGUAUACUCCUCUUUCUAAUUCAAGAAAUAGAGUUUUUCUCUAAUGUAGAUAAAUUUAUAUAUAUAUAUAUAUAUUUUCUUUCA
This is a messenger RNA of Humulus lupulus (European hop), 3456 nucleotides long. Its product is annotated as glutamate receptor 3.5-like. The record is from RefSeq and is a predicted model, not a curated record. Gene Ontology annotation, molecular function: glutamate-gated receptor activity. The coding region runs from base 295 to 3204 and encodes 969 amino acids. The transcript is spliced from 7 exons. Gene Ontology annotation, cellular component: plasma membrane. NCBI's taxonomy places the organism in Eukaryota, Viridiplantae, Streptophyta, Magnoliopsida, Rosales, Cannabaceae.